GAGCAUGAUGUCGAGGGUUGCUAGGGCAACCGUGGCUGCCGGCUAACCUCGCGCCAGCUGACGAGCCGGCACCUAGACGAGACGAGACAGAGACGGCAAUGGCGGCUCCUUUGGUUGUGUUGCUGGGGGGUGCCGAAAGACAACGACGCGACGAGAGGCAACGACGCGACGCGUUCGGCAUGGCCGAAGAAGAGUUUCGAAGGCAUUUUAGGCCCUCCAAAGACACAGUGUGACGUCUUUGCGAUGAGCUAGAAGGACAUCUCGGACCUCAAAGAUUUCGUGGUGUCGACACUACGAUGAAAGUGCUGUGCGCGCUGCGGUUUUUUGCCACCGGGAGCUUUCAACAGUGCGUCGGGAAUGAAGAAGCGAUUGCACUGUCGCAGCCUUCGGUCAGCCGGAUCAUUACAGCCGUCGCCAAGGCCAUUACGGUUGUGGGCAAAGAAAAAGGAUGGGUUAGAUUCCCAUCCACGGCGCAACAGAAAGCCGCCGUCAAGGAAGGCUUUCUUAGCCGUGGAAAAAUUCCAGGAGUUCUAGGAUGUGUGGACGGGAGUCUGAUAGCCAUCGUUCGCCCUAAGAAGCUCGGCCCCGGCGAAACGGAAUCGUACUGGAGCCGUAAAGGGUAUUACGCCCUCAACUGCAUGGUCGUGUGUGAUGCAAAGCUGAAUAUCCUGGCAAUUGACCCACGGUUUCCGGGAUCGUGCCACGAUUAUUUCGUUUGGAGGCAUUCUGCAUUUCGCCGCCGCCUCACUCGUGGCCUGUUACUUCAUGGAGAAGUCUUGCUUGGGGACUCUGGGUACCCACUAGAGCCAUGGAUCAUGACUCCUGUGCCUGGUCACCCAAAUCGCCUCACAGCAGAGGGGCGCUAUAAUGAGGCACACGCAUCAAUGCGAAAUGCCGUUGAGCGGUGCAUAGGAGUCGUCAAGAGCCGCUUCCGAUGCCUGCAGAGGUAUCGGGUGCUCCACUACUCGCCUCAGAAAGCAGCCACUAUUGUUGCAGCUUGUGCAGCGCUGCAUAACCUCUGCCUUGCAGCAGGCGUGCCUCUGCCAGACGACCCAGGUGACGACGGUGCACAUGACGACAGCGCACAGGAGCCAGCCCAGGCACAAGUGCCGCUUCAAGUACAGGUGCCACCGCAGGCGCACCCUGUACAGCCUUCUCGAGCUUUGUUUCAAAGAGGCCGUGCGGUGCGUGAAUCCAUAGUUGGUGUGUUUCGGCUGCCCAGAAAUUUGCGCAUUGCCUACCUGCAAAGUGUGCGCCGGCGCAUUCGCUGGCAAAUGAGGUGGAGACAUGUGCUGGUGUAACAUGUUUUAUUUUUAUUUUCAUAAAAGUAAAUAGGCCGUGCACUUCAACAUAACACAUUGCGUGUGCUCACAUGUGGCUAAUCAUAGUAUGCUGCAUACUGCAGUAGUGAAAAGCACAUGAUUUGUCUAUGUUGAGCAUGACAGAUACACAUGCAGUGACAAAUAACCAUGUGCCAUUAUGUUACUCCUUUGCUUUGUUCACUGUGCUUUUGAAUAUUGUCUCGCCAGGGAAUUUUCUUUAAAUAAAGGUUAUUUCCAAGGUGAAUGGCAA
Dermacentor andersoni is the source of this 1572-nucleotide messenger RNA. RefSeq names its product putative nuclease HARBI1. Lineage: Eukaryota; Metazoa; Arthropoda; Arachnida; Ixodida; Ixodidae. The record is from RefSeq and is a predicted model, not a curated record.